Messenger RNA from Cucurbita maxima (winter squash), 1590 nucleotides. Its product is annotated as CBS domain-containing protein CBSX5-like. The record is from RefSeq and is a predicted model, not a curated record. The transcript is spliced from 2 exons. Lineage: Eukaryota; Viridiplantae; Streptophyta; Magnoliopsida; Cucurbitales; Cucurbitaceae. Bases 181 to 1359 code for a protein of 392 amino acids.
AUAAUGAAUAUCCCUUCGUCUCUCUUCAAAACCCGACCCGACCCGAUUUCAUCAUUUCUCUCUCUCUCUAUCUCUCCCUCCGAACCGCCAUUUCUGUACCUUCAUUGAUUCUUCUCUUUAUUCUAAGAUUGUCUUCCAAUUCUCUCUUUUUGUUUGUUCUGAGAUCUCAAUUGCUUGUGCAUGGCAGUAAGUUUGUUGUCACACGACAUAUCUGAUCUAUGCCUUGGAAAACCUGCGAUUCGAUCGAUUUCAAUCUCCGCUACCGUCGCCGACGCGUUAUCGGUAUUGACAAGGAUUGACGAAGGUUGCAUCAGCGUCUGGAGCUGUGGUGAUCAUUCUUCUGAGGCUGAAUCGGAUUUGCAUUGUCGUUGCGUUGGUAAAGUAUGCAUGGUGGAUAUAAUCUGUUUUCUUUGCAGACAAGAGAAUUUGUUGCAACCGGCCAUUGCGCUUCGAUCUCCGAUCUCUGUUUUGAUUCCUGAGGGACUUGAACUCGUUAGACAUUUGGAGCCUCAUGCCAGUUUAAUGGAGGCGAUCGAUCUUAUACGCGAUGGAGUACAUAACCUUGUUAUUCCAAUCAAUAUGAGCGCAAGCAAGAGGAGGAACUUCCUUGAGACAGCAACUUCCAAGUCCAUCUCCUCUCUCCAUAACGAUCGACAAUAUUGCUGGUUGGCUCCGGAGGACAUAAUUCGUUAUCUCCUCAAUUCCAUCGGACUUUUCAGCCCUACCGCCGCGAGUCCUAUUAACUCCGUCAAUAUAAUUGAAACAAACAACAUUCUCACCGUCCACUACGACGAUUCUGCGUUGUCUAUUCUGCCCCUAAUUUCGCAAGCGCUGAUUCACCAAUCCUCUGUUGCCAUUGUUGACUUGGACGAUAAAUUAGUCGGCGAAAUUUCGCCCUUCACUCUCAACUUCUGCGACGAAACGUUGGUGGCGGCAAUAGCAACGCUCACAGCAGGCGAGCUUAUGGCGUACAUAGACUGUGGCGGCCCUCCGGAUGAUUUAGUACAACUAGUGAAGGAAAGAUUGGAAGAGAAAAACUUAGAAGCGGUUCUGGAGUUUGUCGAGGAAGAAUCAUCACCAAUCUCAUCAUCGUCUUCGAUUUGCUCUUUAUCAGAUGAUGAAUUUGGUUGUGGUUCAGGGAGAAGUUGGAAGAUUGGUGGAUAUUCAGCGAGAGUAUUGAGGAGAUCAGAGGCGAUUGUUUGCCAUCCAUGGAACUCUUUGGUUGCAGUAAUGAUUCAAGCUUUAGCUCACCGAGUUAGCUACGUUUGGGUCAUUCAAGAAGACGGAACUCUCGCCGGAACUGUUACCUUCGGUUCUAUGCUGGCCGUUUUCCGGGAUGGAUUGAAAUCUGUCGGAUAACAUCCACAACUCAUCAAAGCAAAGCAUAUGGAGUUUCUAGAUCUUGAACGAAAACCAUUAAACCAAAUUCCAAAUUAAAUGAAUGGAAAAUCUGAAACUCAUGGAAAUAUUUUUGGCCAAAACUCAACCGGAAAUAAUUGAAUUCAUUCACGGGUUGUUCUUUGGAGAGAAUUUACGUGGCUUUUUUGGGUGAUUUUCAAAACGCAAUAAAUUUAAGAGUAUUUUCUAUAA